UGGUUUGAAAUUCACAGCUGUAGUGGAAGGUUCAGUUCAGAGUAUUUGUUGCUAAGGGAUUUGAUCCGGCUACACUUCAUGCUUUCCAGACCCGAACACGUUGGCUUAGUGUAGUUCUGGUUUCACAGAGUUUACUAAUCCAGCCUUCUGGAAUACAUCGGUCCUCCAUAAUUUGUUUACGUCAUAUUUCGUAUAAAUUCACUGAGCCAGUUGAAGAGUAGGAUUACUUUUGAUGAAAAGCUUGAUGUUCCUUUACAGCAAUUAGGCUACUUUUGAAAAUAUAAACAUAUAUUUUAUAUUAAAGAGACGCGUGUCUCUAGUCAAUGCACUUUGACAACAUCCCUAUUCGUUUUGGAAAGAGCGCUCCUCCCUCACCGCGUUUUCCCGUUUACCUCGCACCCACAGACCGGUUUGCCAUGUCCGCUUAAUAAAACUUCCUCAAUGAAAUGAGCAAUCACAAAAACCUUUCUUGCCACACCUGUUAAGCAACCCAUUCGAGUUUCGCUCACGAUCUAGUGUGAAAAAUACCAGGAACAGCAAACGUAUUUACUAGCUUGAAACAUCCUACUUGAAUCUCAUUGAGCAGCAGUUGUCGGACAUCAGGUAAAAGCGAUGGACUUAAUGUUGAGACAUAAAGUUAAAUAGAAAGACAAGACAGUCAAUAAUUGCAAAUACAACACAACCUAGGCAGUAAUAUUAUACAGACAAACACUGAGACAGACAGGCACAGAAACAGUGAUGUCAAAGCACUUGACUUUCAACCCAGAGCCAGAUGGGUGUGCUGCUCCUGGAGCAUGGGAACAACAGGGCCUGGAGCACAGAGCAAUGGACGAAGAGCAGAGAGAAACGGCUGAGAAACAAGAGGAGGAAGUAGAGGCAAACCACUCAGCUGCCUUGGAGCCCAGCACUCUGACAUGGCCGGAAGACCGAGGAAAGGAGCGAGAUGGAGAGAAAGGAGUUGUUGCCUCUGGUGGAGGAGCUGAAGGGAGCGCAGGGAGCCAAGAGUGUUUGCAAGGACAGGAGAGCCAGCCAGAGGAUGAGCAAAAGACCACAUGGAGAAAUAGCAUGCCGGAGGGAGACCGAUGGAGGGAUGAGGAGGUGGAGGGAGGGCAAGUCAAACAAACGGAUGGUACACUUGCAGAUGAUGAAGACGACAAUGACAAGGAGGAAACUCAAACUAAUUGGAUGCCAGAGAAGGCUGCGCAGGUUUUCACUCCAACAGUGAUCGUGCGUCCGUCAAGCAAGCUGGAAGAAUUUCCGCUGAAGGAUAGCCACUAUGGGGAGAUGCAUAAUGCGAAUAGUCAUUUCUUAGAGCCCCAGAUUCAUACAGCCCUGCCAGUACAGUACAACCCACAGUGGACAGAGGAACCAGACCAUUACUUAUAUGUGUGUGGUGGUUGCGGGGACGUUCUGAAACAUGGCCUGGGCAUCGGUGCUGCAGCUGUACUCUUCCCUCUACUCGUGUGGGGCGGCUAUACGCUCCUGCCCUUUGACGUUCCGCCGGUGGACAGCGCGCCUCUCAGGCUGGUGUACACACUGCGCUGCUCCUUCUUCGCUGUUAUACCCAUCAUGCUAGGGGUGCUGGUGCUGGGAGUGGUGCGGCUGCGCUACGGGGCCCUGAAGCCCCUCCAUGAGAGCAAGGUCGGGGAGGAGAGGUGGGAGGUGGCGGUGCACCGGCACUAUGUGGGCGACUCGCUCUCCCUCUUCCUGCUCUACUUCCUGCAGCUGGCCGUCAUGGCCACCUACAUCAGCCAGGACCUGCUCAAGAUGGUGCCCCUGCUCACCAUUGUGUUUGCCUUUGGCAGAACGAAAACGGCCAUGGCUUUUGUAGAGAGGAAGGUGACACUGCAUAGUGGCUGUGGAGGGGAAGAGCCUAGCGCACAGAUGUGGCUUAUCUACUGGGUGUGUGCGUCCCUGGGAAGCAGCGUGAGGAGUGUGGGGUUCGGCCUCUCUUUUCUGCCUAUACUGGUCAUGCUGGGUGCCAACCUCUACUUUGUGUGCGUGUCACUCCGUGAAGGGGCAGUCUUUGACGUGGCCCCACCCACCACCGCCCCACUUCCCAGGCAGAGGUGGUGGGGGUAAGAAAAUAGUCCCAGUCCUUGAGCCUAAAACAACCACAGCCCACACUCAAACAUGUGUAGUGCUAAAUAUAUCAGAUAUAUUGUAAUACAUAAAUUCAUGUUGCAUUUUGAUAAUCAUAGGGCACAUACAGUAGACAAACAUUGUGUAACCUUGCUGAGAUGUAUUCCUUAUUCAACAUUUUGAAAGUCUGUUCUAUACAGAAUAUAAACACGCUCUCCAAUGUUUUGCCCUACUGUAGUUUCAGAAGUUGUCUGCAUACAUUCAGUUCUACACAAAUGCAGUGACAUUUCUUUCCCAUUCCCUUAAAAUCAAUCAGCUUUAUCUGCUUGGCAUUCAACGUCACCUAGAACAUAAUGGAUUGUUUAUGGUGAGAUGGACAAUGCAAUACAAUGAAUUCAAUCUAGCCCUAGUUAGCUACCUCAUGGAAGUUGCCUGUAGUUGAAGGACUGUCUGAUAUGACACACAUUGAGCCAAAGAUGAAUGGAAUAGCUAAUUAGACCUGAGGCCUUAGUCGUGUUAAGUAGUUUGUCAGUUUUCCUGUUUGUUGAACUUGUACAGUAUUAACAAGUCCUUACGUGGUGUUCUGUUCCAAUCUCACGGUUCGCUGAACACUGGUUGAUUGAGCGCCUCACUGGACAGCUGCGUUAGACACUGACUAGGCAGUACUUCCUGAAGUGGGAGUCUUCCCUCUCCAUAAGUCAUUCAAACUUAUGAAGACUUCCGUGCCAAAUUUGCUGCCCCUUUGUGAAAGGCUGUAACAUGUUUAACAUAAUAGAUCAUAUUUAAUUAUAAUUCUGCUGUGCAAUAUGUACUACAUUUAAUUCCCUAAAGAAUUUAGUACUCACUGAAUGGUAUGAUGUAGAAGAUGAGUUGAUUUCUUUAAUGUCUACAAUAUACAAUAAUGUUCAUUAUCUGUACAGUAGCUUAAAUUAUGGAGGUUUUGUUUAUUUAAUCCAGCUUAUUGUUGUAUUCCUUGUGGACAUUGAUCUUUUAAAAAGGUUUACAAAUGUUAUGUUAUUCAUAAUAAAGAAGCUAAUAUUUC
Esox lucius (northern pike) is the source of this 3124-nucleotide messenger RNA. It is a transcript of the gene tmem79a, whose product is annotated as transmembrane protein 79a. The record is from RefSeq and is a predicted model, not a curated record. NCBI's taxonomy places the organism in Eukaryota, Metazoa, Chordata, Actinopteri, Esociformes, Esocidae. The transcript has 6 exons. Gene Ontology annotation, biological process: regulated exocytosis. Bases 739 to 2082 code for a protein of 447 amino acids. Gene Ontology annotation, cellular component: lysosomal membrane; trans-Golgi network membrane.